UUGACCCGGACGAGCUGGCGGCCCUAAUCGCUCGCACCCUUCCGCCAGGGACAGCCUCGCCGACAGCCGAGAUCAUGCGCGACGCAUCCACGGGCAUCGAGCGCGGGUUUGGGUACGUCAGCAUCCCUGGUGGGGAAGGGGUGAAGGCGGGGGCGGAGAGAGCGAUAGCAGCGUACAAUGGGGCCAGGUGGAAGGGCGGCAAGAUCAGGGUGGGCUUCGCCAAGGGCGACUACCUGCAGCGCCUCAAGGCCGAGUGGGAUGCCGCCGCGAAGAAGAAGGAGGAGGCGUCGGCAGCGACAGCGACGGCGGCGGGUGGGCCUAGCAAGACCCCCGUGCCUGCGGCCGUGGCCUACAAGGCACGACCGUUUCUCAGGCUUAGACGGAGGCCCGGAGAGCGCGUUGUUCUGGUUGACCCCACGCCCAUCGCCUGGGCCAAACCAAGCCGGAAAGAUCCCAGGGCUUGGAACAAGAAGGAGGAAGAGGGGGGAGAGGGAGGGGGGGACGGCGGAGCGCACAGGCGCAAGAGGGGCGUGCUGGGGGGCCGGCGGAGGGUAGAAUUCCCGGGAAGGGAGGCGACGUGCUCCACCAAGUGUCGGGAGCUAUGGCGGAGACAUUUACAGGUGUGA
Ectocarpus sp. CCAP 1310/34 is the source of this 626-nucleotide messenger RNA. The record is from the annotation of a GenBank genome assembly. NCBI's taxonomy places the organism in Eukaryota, Phaeophyceae, Ectocarpales, Ectocarpaceae.